GGGUGUUGCGCGGCCUACACGGGAGGCGGGCAGACUCCUUGGCGACCAGAGUGCAGAGGACCGGACGGCGUUCGUGAUCAUAUUUCACAGGACAGAAGUUGUACCUAAUAUCUGAGUUUAAAAUAGCGUCAUAGACAAUUUGUGAGAUGAAUGACUUGGAAGAUGACGAUGUCCCCCAGCUUUCUUCCCAUGCCUUAGCAGCUCUCCAGGAAUUCUAUGCUGAGAAGAAUCAAUGUGGGGGAGACAAAUACAAUGUUGGGAGAAUAGAAGAGAAUUGGCAAUUGAGCCAGUUUUGGUACAGUCAGGAAACUGCUUUGCGGCUUGCUAAGGAAGUGACUGCAGUUGCUGGGGAAGGUGGAAGGGUAGCCUGUGUGAGCACCCCUAGUGUUUACCUGAAACUGAGAGAGCUGCACAGAGAAGACUUGGCUGUACACCUUUUUGAGUAUGACAGAAGAUUUUCCAUUUAUGGAGAGGAGUUUAUCUUCUAUGAUUACAAUAAUCCGUUGGACUUCCCUGUAAAUAUUGCCCAUCAUAGUUUUGACAUUGUCAUAGCGGAUCCUCCCUAUCUUUCUGAGGAAUGUCUCAGGAAAACGUCAGAAACCAUCAAGUACCUGACUCAGGGCAAGAUUCUGCUGUGCACAGGUGCUGUCAUGGAGGAAGAGGCAGCAAAACUUCUUGGAGUGAAGAUGUGCAAAUUUAUUCCAAAGCACACCCGGACCUUGGCAAAUGAGUUUCGCUGUUACGUGAAUUAUGACUCUCAACUAGAUCAUAUGUAAAUGUAGACAGAGUAUAUAUAAUACAGGACAGGACCCUGUGACAUUCCCCUUUUUAUUUUCUUAGUGGGUUGUAAAGCUGUGCACUCGGCCAUCACACUUUUGGAUAAUUUGAAAUUGACUUAAAAGAUCACUCAGUAUUGUCCUUGCUGGCUUUGUUCAGUGGUUAGAGCGUCAGCCGUGGUCUUGGGUUUGGUUUCCUGUCCAGGAUGCGUACCUGGGUCGCAGGUUCGAUGUUUUUCUUUGUCUCCCCCCCCCCUCCACUCUAAAAACAAAAGAAAAAAAUGCCCUCGGGUAAGGAUUGAAAAAUAAUAAUAA
This is a messenger RNA of Pipistrellus kuhlii (Kuhl's pipistrelle), 1091 nucleotides long. It is a transcript of the gene EEF1AKMT1, whose product is annotated as EEF1A lysine methyltransferase 1. Gene Ontology annotation, biological process: methylation. The record is from RefSeq and is a predicted model, not a curated record. NCBI's taxonomy places the organism in Eukaryota, Metazoa, Chordata, Mammalia, Chiroptera, Vespertilionidae. Bases 147 to 776 code for a protein of 209 amino acids. Gene Ontology annotation, molecular function: protein-lysine N-methyltransferase activity; nucleic acid binding. The transcript is spliced from 5 exons.